This is a messenger RNA of Dermacentor albipictus, 1711 nucleotides long. The record is from RefSeq and is a predicted model, not a curated record. Lineage: Eukaryota; Metazoa; Arthropoda; Arachnida; Ixodida; Ixodidae.
UGCACCCGGCUGUCCGCUAGCGGAAUUCGCGGACCUCUGAGGAAGCCAUCCAUUGCUCAGGUGGGCUUCAAAGAGCGUCCAAGGCGUUACUUUUCAGACUCCUCUUUGACAGAAUUGUAAGCCACUUAUAAGGAGUGGGCCUGCCUGCUCACCAUGCAAUACUUUCUCGCUAUCGGAAAAAUCGCAGCCACCAUUGCAUUAGUGAUAAUCUUGUUUUUGUGCGGAAGACUUGCGCUGCAAUGGAUUCGUAUGUAUUACUACCUGCGAAAAGUGCCACACGUGGAGGAAAGAUGGCCUUUCUCACUGCUGCUCGAUACUUGGAUCGCGUUGCGCCAAAUGGACAGGAGUCUUCCCAUCACAGCGAAAUUUUUCAACUAUAUUGGAGAUGUCAUUUCCAAGAUACACGAGGAAGAGGUAACUAUUGCAUAUUACGGUCCUCAGCCAUUUCUCCUCGGUAUUUCUCCGACAGUGUUCGAGGCGAUUCUGUCAAGCAAUGUGAACCUUAAUAAGUCCUUCAUAUAUCGCAUGAUGAAACCAUGGAUGGGAAAUGGCGUCCUGACAAGUAACAAGGAAAUUUGGAGUACACGUAGGAAAAUACUUACGCCCGCUUUUCAUUUCAAGAUAUUGGACAAUUACGUGCACAUAAUGAACCGACGAACGAGAGAGCUCGUUGACAACCUGAUGCAACUGGGGAUGAAGCCUUUCGACGUACUUCCUGUCUUGCGGCUUGCGGCUUUUGGAAUGUUCUAUGAAACUGCAAUGGGCGUCAAUAUCAACGAAGAAGAAGGCACGAGCAAGAAACUACUUCAAACAACCGACGAUCUGGCAGCCAGCAUCAUAUCCCGAGUUCUCAAGGUUUUUUACUGGCCUGACAGUGUGUACUAUAUGAGCAAGGAAGGAAGGAUAUUCUUGAAGAAGGUGCGCUAUAUUCGAGACUACAACAAGAGGAUUAUUCAAAAGCGGAAAGCACAAUACAUUUCAGGAGAAGCCGGCUGUGCACCGAGAAAAAGCUUCCUGGAUAUUCUACUUCAUAUGCAUGUCGAUGAAGGAGCCCUAACAGAGCACGAAGUCGCCGAGGAAGUUGCCACAUUUUUCAUCGGAGGCUUUGAUACUACGGCCACAGCGGCAUCGUACACCUUGUAUUUGCUGGGACAUCAUUCAGACAUACAAGACAAAGUUCAGGCUGAAAUCGAUGCUGUUUUCGCUGACGACAAGCAGAGGAGCGUAACGAUUGAGGACAUUAAGAAACUGAAAUAUUUAGACUGCGUAAUAAAGGAGUCCCUACGCCUGUACCCACCAGUUCCUCUCAUCGCUCGCAACAUAGAUGAAGACGUGCACAUCGGAAAACACACUAUUCCAAAAGGAACGGUUGCAGUAUGUGCCAUUUAUUUUUUGCAUCGACACCCUAAUGUCUACAAGGAACCGAACGCAUUCAUGCCGGAAAGGUUCAUGGAGACUGAGAACGUCAGCCCCUUCGCUUACGUCCCCUUCUCCGCUGGAUCCAGGAAUUGCAUUGGCCAAAGGUUUGCCCAACAGGAGGAGAAAAUUAUGUUGGCCCACAUCCUGAGAAACUUCAGUGUGGAAUCCCUGGUACCCAUGGAGGAGCUUCAGCUGCAACUAGAAAUAGUACUAAGGCCUCUGCAGGGAAUACAACUGAAGCUGACACCUCGCCAAUGUACGUCUCACUAUUAAAUUUUCGUUAAGAGAUUUG